This is a messenger RNA of Pecten maximus, 1410 nucleotides long. RefSeq names its product aldo-keto reductase family 1 member C23-like protein. Gene Ontology annotation, cellular component: cytosol. Gene Ontology annotation, molecular function: aldose reductase (NADPH) activity. The record is from RefSeq and is a predicted model, not a curated record. NCBI's taxonomy places the organism in Eukaryota, Metazoa, Mollusca, Bivalvia, Pectinida, Pectinidae. The transcript has 11 exons. The coding region runs from base 322 to 1281 and encodes 319 amino acids.
UGUCGUCCUUUAGGAGCCGUCAGUGAUGCUAGGGACAUCAUACAGCUGUUUCGUCUUUCUAGGACUCGUCAGUGAUGAUAGGGACAUCAUGCAGCUGUUUUGCCCUUUUUAGACUGUUCAAUGGUGCUAAGGACAUCGUACGGCUGUUUCGUCCUCUUAUGACUCGUCAGUUAUGCUAGAUAUUUCAUACAGCUGUUUUGCUCUUCUAAGACUGUUCAGCGAUGCUAGGGACACCAAACAGUUGUUUUGCCCGUCUACGACUGUUCAGUGAUGCUAGAGACAUCAUACAACUGACAUCAUACAGCUGUUUCAUCCAUCUAAAUGGAAAUGGAAACCUAUGCCUCUCUGAACAAUGGACAUCGAAUUCCCCUUGUAGCCCUAGGAACAUCGCGGAUUCCAGAAGAAAAAACGGAAGCAUGUAUAAAGCUGGCACUAGAAAUGAGUUAUCGCCACAUUGAUACUGCAUUUCACUAUGGAAACGAGGUCGCCAUAGGAAAAUCGCUUAAAGAGUAUUUAGAAAGCACUGGUGUGAAGCGAGAGGAUGUCUUCAUAACCACUAAACUGGAUGCUAUGUUCAUGGAAGAAGAUACUGUAGUACCAGCAAUAGACGAAAGCUUGAGGAGGUUGAACCUGGAGUAUGUCGAUCUCUUCCUUAUACACGGCCCAUGUGCGAUGAAGACUCUGGAUUAUUUUCCUGAAAAAGCCCCGCUGACCACGGAGUAUAUGCCGAUUGAUCUGAGAGAAACUUGGAAGGGAAUGGAAGAAACUGUAUAUAAAGGAAAGGCUAGAUCAAUUGGCGUGUCGAACUUCAAUUCCAAACAGUUGGAAUACAUUUGUGAGACAGCACGUAUUCGACCAGCCGUCAAUCAGGUUGAAGUUCACGCUAGAUUUCCGCAGAAGAAACUCCAUGACUUUUGUAAAUCUAAGAAUAUUCAACUUGAAGCAUAUAGUCCUUUAGGUUCACCGUAUUUCAAAGGACCGGAUGCACUCAACCGCGUGAAAGCCUCUGAUAAUUUGGUGGAUCAUCCUGUUAUCGUCAGCAUCGCCGAGAAGUACAAUCGUACUGCAGGACAAGUUCUUCUACGGAACCUUGUCCAAAGAGGUAUAGUUGUGACCCCAAAGUCUGAAAAUCCGAAGAGGUUGAAAGAAAAUAUUGAGAUUUUCUCAUUCUCUCUGGACGAGGAAGAUAUGAAAAAGAUAGAUGGACUAGACAAUGGAAUUCGUCGCUUCUGUCUGUCAUACUACGACGGACACCCUGACCAUCCUUUUGAACAAUUGUGAAAUCAGAUGAGUCUUUUCAAAAGUGAUAAUUCUUAAAGGAUUUCAAUGUUCAUUAGGUUGAAUAUGUAAUUGAUUGUGUUUGUGUCCCCCACACAAUUCAUUGGCGGAAAUUAAUGUUUUUCAUUCGAA